Molecule: messenger RNA, 1960 nt
Organism: Gracilinanus agilis (Agile Gracile Mouse Opossum)
Lineage: Eukaryota; Metazoa; Chordata; Mammalia; Didelphimorphia; Didelphidae
Product: ankyrin repeat and SOCS box protein 4-like
Exons: 2
Biological process (GO): intracellular signal transduction
Source: RefSeq, a predicted model, not a curated record
GGUGGUGGCACACGGGGGGCUGGGCCGACCUCGACUCCCCUGGCACAUGGGGAGGGCUCUGGGGGGAGGAACGGCCCCAUUCUUGUCUCUGCUCUGCAGCGUCUCCUGCUGUCCAACAGGUGCUGGAGUCCUGCCACGCCUGUCCCCUAGCGGUCGAGGUGGUCGUCAAUGCCUAUGAGCACAUCGUGUGGACUCCCAAGUGGAAGAAGGCAAUCCCAGAGGACAGCCUGGAGAGGCACGGCGCCUUCUACCGCUCCCUGUUCUCCGUCUGCACCAACACGCCGCGCUCCCUCAUGCACCUGUCCAGAUGUGCCGUCCGGAGGAGCCUGCUGGGCCGGUGCCACAGGGCCGUCCCGCUGCUGCCCGUGCCCUCGCCCCUCAAGAGCUACCUGCUCCUGGAGCCCGAGGGGCUCGUCUACUGAGCCUCGGCCUUGGCCUUGGGGGGCCUGUCCGGACUCUGGGCUCGGGCUCCGGGCAGCUGUGGUGGAAUAAAUAACCUGAACUUGGGGGAUUUGGGAGCAGAGCAUGGUGAGAGGGCCCCCAACUCCCCCCCGGCACCCCCCAGCUCCCCCUGGCACCCCUGAAUCUGCCCAGCACUCCCCCCCCCGGGCACUGCUGACUCCCCGCUGGCAGCCGCGGUGAGAUAAAGAGGGCAGGAGGACGGGGCGUCCCCUCUGCUGAGGUUUCUUCAGGGCAGGACGCGCCGGCCUCGCCCCGGGUCCAGCCUUUGCCCCCACCAAUGAGGAGAUCCUCCUGGGCUUGAGCCGGGGCUCCGCGUGAGUCAGUGGGGAGACAGGAUGGCCCGGAGGCCUUGGGAAGAGACCAGGGAGGCCGGCCGGACUCCAACUCCCGGCAGGCUCACGGCCCAGAGGAGGGAGGCCCAGCGGACAUUGGGAGGCUUCGAGGCCUUCACCCGUGAGAAUGGGCAGAACCAGGACGUUUGGCCGGGAGACGAGGGACCGAACUAGUUCUUUUGGGUGCAGAGGUGGGCCGGGGGGCUGCCCAGGAGCAGGGCUAGGUGGGCGGGAGGAGAAGCUUUGCAGAUUCAGGGAGGCUGAGUCUGGGGGCGCCCCGCUCCCCUCGGCUGUCAGCUGGUCCUUGGCACCCCCCAUGCCCGCCCUCCCGGGGCCCCCCCCGGGCACACGGCCUCGAGGGGUCUUUUAGGGUCUCGGGGGACCCCGGGUCGGGGUGAAGCCAGGCAGAUGGAACUCGGGCCUCUAGCCGAGGGGGGAGGCGCUUCUGUCUGCCUCCUGGCUUUAUGGCUCCGGGGAAGGGCGCCCCCCGGCCCCCCCCGGCCCCCCGAAGUUUAGGGUGGGCGGGGCCGCAGCAGCCCCACCAGCAUUACGGAGACUGAACCACCCUUCUUGGUCCCGAUUUACCGAUGAGGGCGCUGAGGCCGGCAGCCCUUCAGAGCCUUGUCCAGGGCCACGCGAAGAGCCGCUGUCUGAGGCUGGAUUCGAACCCAGGUUGUCUUGCUCUGCACCCGGGCCGUGACCACUGCGUCACCUCCUUGCGCGAGAAGAGACGGCGCGUCCUCUCUGGCCCCAGACAAGGGGGUCUCGUGCCUGGGCGUCCCCCGGGGGCGCCUCCUGCUGCUUCUCCAGACACCUGCUCAGCCCCCCCAGGCUCUGGGGGCCUCCCCCACCCCUCGCUGGUGGGCAGGCAGGGGCUCCUGGCCCUGCCCGCCUCUCCCUCGCCCCUGAGGCUCUUACAGCUGGACUCCCUCCUGGACCUCAGCCUCCCCUCCGCCCCCGCCGCCUGCUCAGGGUCAAGGGCACAAGACAGGACUUGAACUCAGAACUUCUGGCUGCCAACCUGGGGCCAAUGCCGGAGACGCACUGUCACGCCAGGGCCGGCAGUAGGGGAUGCUCUUCCUCCCCUUUGGACCGCUGAAAACAUGCAUGCACGUGUGCUCAUGUAUGUUCCUGUACACGCAUGUAAACAUGACACGAAACACUCA